GCUUAACUUCUCAGCUGACUGCCUCGCUGUUCACCUGAGCUUUAGAGUGGACGAGUAGAUCUGUCUGUCGUCAGCACACAUCAUGCUCCCAGACAAAGAUGGUCCGGAGGUGGGCAGCGGGAGCAGUUCUUCCGCAGGAGAGGACCCCUCAGUCAGCCUCUUCAGACAGUACCUCCGCCUCAAAACUGUGCAUCCAGAACCAGACUAUGAUUUAGCGCUUCAGUUUUUGGACAAAAUUGCAAAAGAACUGGACCUGCCUACAAAGAAGAUUGAGGUAUUUCCCGGCAGAGUCGUCACCAUCAUGACUUGGGAGGGAACCAACCCAAAGCUGAAGUCCAUUUUAUUAAACUCCCACACAGAUGUGGUCCCCGUUUUCCCGGAACACUGGAAAUAUGAUGCUUUCAGUGCUUUCAAAGAUGCAGAUGGCAACAUUUAUGCCCGUGGAUCACAGGACAUGAAAUGUGUGACUAUACAAUACAUUGAAGCUAUCAGAAGACUGAAGGGCAAGGGACAGAAAUUAACACGCACUGUUCACUUGAUGUUUGUUCCUGAUGAAGAGGUUGGGGGCCAUAAAGGAAUGGAAACAUUUGUGAACCAUCACGAGUUUCACAAAUUAAAUAUUGGCUUUGCGCUUGACGAGGGCCUUGCUAACCCUACGGAUGCCUUUACAGUUUUCUAUGGAGAAAGAAACCCCUGGUGGAUCACUAUCCACUGUCCUGGCAGUCCAGGGCAUGGCUCCAGAUUUGUGGAAAACACAGCUGCUGAGAAACUUCAUCAUAUCAUUAACUCCUUCCUGGGCUUCAGAGAAAAAGAGAAACACAGGCUAAACACCAGUGAGUGCCUUACUCUGGGGGAUGUGACCACUGUGAAUAUGACUAUGGUAAAAGGAGGUGUGGCCUACAAUGUCAUCCCGGCAGAAAUGGACGUUAGCUUUGACCUCAGGAUCCCACCCACAGUAAAUCUACAGGAGUUUGAAUGUCAAAUCAAAAAGUGGUGUAAAGAAGCAGGGGAGGAUGUCACCUAUAAAUUUGCCCAGAAACAUAUGGAUCAAAAGGUGACCUCUACAGAAGACGGUGAUCCCUGGUGGAGUGCCUUUAGUGCAGCAUGCAAAGAAAUGAACAUGAAAUUGGAAAAGGAGAUAUUCCCUGCUGCUACUGAUAGUCGCUUUAUCAGAGCGGUUGGUCUUCCUGCCAUUGGAUUCUCCCCAAUGAACCGGACCCCAAUCCUACUGCACGACCAUAAUGAAUUCUUGAAUGAGCAGGUGUUCCUCAGGGGCAUCAGUAUUUACCAGAGACUCAUCCCAGCGCUGGCCUCUGUCUCUGCUCUCCCAGAUGAAAAGUAGACCUCCUGCAGUAACAGUUCACAUAGGAUAUUUUGAUUUUACUUGAAAAGCUUACCAAAGAUUUAUCUCUUUAUGUAAUUAAUAAGGAAUAGUACCCCUUGUGCUACAGUUUUACUUUCUCAGGCUUGGACACAGUGUUGCUGUGUCUGUAGACAGCUCUGUGAGUGCCUAUAUGCAUUUUUGGAUAUAUAUCGGCAAACAAGGUUUAACACCAGAAACUAUAUUACUGUGAAAAAUUGACUUCUUUUUAAUGAUAAUUUUAAAAUAAUUUAAAAUGUUUUCAAAUAAUUUAUUAAUCAAUAAAUAUAUUUGUCUAG
Periophthalmus magnuspinnatus is the source of this 1659-nucleotide messenger RNA. Its product is annotated as aminoacylase-1B-like. The record is from RefSeq and is a predicted model, not a curated record. Gene Ontology annotation, molecular function: aminoacylase activity. Gene Ontology annotation, cellular component: cytoplasm. The transcript has 15 exons. Lineage: Eukaryota; Metazoa; Chordata; Actinopteri; Gobiiformes; Gobiidae. Bases 83 to 1342 code for a protein of 419 amino acids. Gene Ontology annotation, biological process: amino acid metabolic process.